CAGCAAACAGCAAACAGUGAAGUCACACAAAUUUUUGCUCUUGAAAUACUGGAAAUAUCAGUGGAUUCUUAAAAGUUAUAAACAAUCAAAGGACACAAAUAGGGGUAUGAAUAUACCAGGAACACAUUGGUAAAACCAGUUUUUAUUGAGGAAUUAUCUCAAAAGAGAUUUUGAAGGAACUUUUCAUCAAAAUUUUGUAACAUUUAAACAAAGAAAGGUCAAAAUCUAGGUAUUGAACCAAUAAUAUCAACAGUUAAAGAUUAAUUGGCUAGCCUAAUCGACUUGAGCUGUUAAUAACUAUACCAGUGCAGAGCGUCAAUCCAAUAACUUCACUCCCUUGAUUGGGGUUAACAACUUAUUACUCUAUAAGCACUAAUUAACAUUUUGGUCAAGCUUGCACAUUUGCAAUCAACCUGUGACAUUAUGGCUGAAGCUAACCUUGGUACUAUAAGCCAACUUAUACCAUCUGAAAGUGACACUAGUUUCAAUGAUAGUGACUUUAACUCCUCAAUUAAUGGACUCUCUCAAGGUUCAUCACCCACUACCACUCAACAGACACUGUCCAUCUUAACGCCUACUGCAGUAUCGAACCCUGACCUACUUAAUAAUGACACUGUCCCUAAAGUGAUAGCCACGAACGUGAAACCCACACCCCGCCUACGUCGCACAACACGCCACUCAACGGCUAGCACCCUCAUGACUAGAAAACCAAAAAACCCUGCAAGCAAAGCUAAAAGGCCAUCUAUCUCUAAACCAAGAGGGAGACCCCGCAAGGCUCAAUCCCAACCAGAUCCCCAACGAAGUGUUAAACAAAAAUCUGCAACUAACACUAACACUGAUGACGAUACUGUGGUCUCACUCCUUAGAUCCCUAAAAGCAUCCCUAGACACUACUAAUGCUAUGCUAGGGGCCCUCCAAACAACCAACGCUGACUUGGUUAGUCAAUUAGCCGCAAAGACUGCCACGUGUCAAGCAUUAGAAACAGAAUGUCAAUCCUUAAGGAAGCAGCUCAAUAAUAGAGGCCCUCCUUCAGAUACCACAUCUAGUAAAACUCUUCUGGUGGGAUCUUCACUCCUAAGGGAUAUAGAUGAAACCUGUCUCGACACCAAACUUGUUGAUAUUAAAUGUAUUAGUGGUGGUACCAUCUCAGAUGCCCAGAAAGCCCUCGUGAAUAAUGAAUCCUAUGAUAAAGUUAUAUUGCAAAUUGGAAGCAAUGAUUGUGCUAAAGUGGACAAAGCUAAAAACAUUGUGGACGAUUAUAAACUUCUUCUAUCUGGAGCGAAGGCCAUUUCUAAAGAGGUUUCCAUCUCGAGUAUCUGUCCCCGUACAGACGAUAAAGAAGCCCAAGAAAAGGCCCAGGCAGUAAACGCUGAACUGCAAGUUUUGUGUGACCACACCGACAAAACAACCUUCAUUAACAAUGACAAUACUUUUAUUCUGCAAGAUGGCACUAUCAACGAAGGCUUCUUGAAUAGAGAUGGUCUCCAUCUCAACCCAGCUGGCACUAACCGUCUGGUGCAUAAUAUGGGACUUACAAAAUCUCUCAAGAGUGUCACAAAGCCCUUCAAUCAAUAUAAGAAAUCAAGGUCCAAUGCCCCUAAAAAUGUUCCAAAUACCACUCCCAGACCUAAUAGCGACUCUUUUGCCAAUAAUAUGAACAAUAACCUCAGAGCUAGAGUAACACACAAUAACGCCAAUGGACAACCCAUCCCUAAACACUCAUUGGCCAACGUCACCUCUGCUGCCAAUAAAGCUAAGCCUAUUUGCUAUAAAUGUGGAGAGGCCUCCCAUCUUGCUUCGACUUGUUGGCACCCCAAUUCCAUCAGAUGUUAUUCCUGCAUGAAUCUCGGCCACAAGACCCAUAAGUGCCCUUAUAAGGACAUCUCAACUUCUAACAAAUACUAG
Owenia fusiformis is the source of this 1905-nucleotide messenger RNA. Lineage: Eukaryota; Metazoa; Annelida; Polychaeta; Sabellida; Oweniidae. The record is from the annotation of a GenBank genome assembly.